AAGGAGAGAAGAGCCUGGCGGUGGUAGAUGGAGUAACGGAGGGGGAGACGAGUCCACGUAUUACCAUGCCGAGAUUUGGACUACGAAAACUACAUGCAAAACCUCCAAACCUACGAGAUUAAUAAUAGAAGAGGUGGGUCUGUGAACUUCACGGUACGAUAAUGGGGAAGCACUUGGUUUCACUGCUUGUGCUGGUCCUGCAGCUCGUCUGUGGCUGCGCAGGAAACCAAAGGAUGGCAAGGGCCGCCUCCAUGCAGUUCACCCACUCUGUUUACAAUGCCACCAUAUAUGAGAACUCUGCUGCUAAGACUUACUUAGAGAGUCAAACCAAGAUGGGAAUCUAUAUCACAGACCCCGACUGGGAGAUACGGUACAAAAUUAUUGCUGGAGACAAUGAGAACUUAUUCAAAGCAGAGGACUACCUGCUGGGAGAUUUCAGUUUUUUGCGAAUAAGGACCAAAGGAGGUAGCACUGCCAUUCUGAAUCGGGAAGUUAAAGACCACUACAUGCUGACUGUUAAAGCUUCAGAGAGGAGUACUAAUUUUGAGUGUCGCACUAGGGUAAAAGUACAGGUACUGGACACAAAUGAUCUGAGACCACUCUUCUCACCCACAUCCUACAGCAUCUCUCUGCCUGAGAACACAGCCAUACGCACGAGUGUGGCAAAAGUCACAGCUACAGAUGCAGAUAUCGGUACGAAUGGAGAAUACUACUAUAGUUUCAGGGAGUGGACGGAUAUGUUUGCAGUUCAUCCAACAAGCGGUGUGGUGACACUCACUGGCAAACUUGACUACUCUGAGACAAAGCUGUACGAGUUGGAGAUCCUCGCAGUGGACCGGGGGAUGAAGUUGUAUGGCAGUAGCGGCUUUAGUAGCAUGGCCAAACUGACAGUGAGAGUAGAGCAGGCCAAUGAGCAUGCACCCAUAAUCACUGCAGUAACCUUAGCCCCCUCAGAUGCAGACCAUGACCCCACCUACGCUAUUGUGACAGUGGAGGAUAAUGAUCAGGGACCAAAUGGAGAGAUAGCAUCACUGAGCAUUGUGGCUGGUGACCCUCUUCAGCAGUUCAAGGCUGUAAGAACCAGUCCAGGGAGCAAGGAGUAUAAAAUCAAAGCAGUAAAAAAUGUAGACUGGGACAGCCAGCCUUUUGGAUACAACCUCACUCUACAGGCCAAGGACAAAGGAAACCCCCCUCAAUUUUCAUCGGCUAAACUGGUACACGUCACUACUGCACAGUUUAAAGUUAGCCCUCCUAUAUUUGAGAAGGCCAUUUACAGAGUCAACCUGAGUGAGUUUGCCCCCCUUCAUACACCUGUCACUAUGGUAACAGCUGUGCCAAAAUAUCCAAAUCUUCAAUACAUUUUUAAGCACAAAUCUGAUCGGAACAAAUUUACCAUCAACCCUGAUACCGGUUUAAUCACCACUGCAGGACUUGUCAAUGCUGACUCUACUCCUCAGGUUGAGCUGGACAUCAUCACCAGUGACAAAAAAGCAGAAACAAGAGUGAUCAUAGAUGUGAUUGAUGUGAAUAAUAAUGGGCCCGAGUAUCAGCAGACGUCCUACAAGGCCAGUGUUGAUGAAAAUGUACCUGUAGGCACCAGUGUAGUAACAGUUAAAGCCACUGAUCUUGACAGAGGUGAAAAUGGCUAUGUGACCUACAGCAUUACCAAUCUGAGCCCGCAGCCAUUUGUCAUUGACUACUUCUCGGGUGUCAUCAGUACCUCGGAGGUCCUAGAUUAUGAGCUUAUGCCGAGGAUUUACAAUCUGAAAGUCAGGGCGUCAGAUUGGGGAUCCCCUUUCCGCAGAGAGGUGGAGGCAUCAGUCACCAUCACACUGAACAACUUGAAUGACAAUAAGCCCUUGUUUGAAAAUGUAGACUGUGAAGUCACGGUGCCAAGAGACCAUGGCGUGGGAGAGCAGAUAACAACAGUGUCUGCCAUAGAUGCUGAUGAACUGCAGCUAGUGCGGUACAAUAUUAAAGCUGGGAACGAUCUUGAUCUAUUUGAACUGAACCCAAACUCUGGUGUGCUUUCACUGAAGCACACGCUGAGUGAGGGAGAAGCAGCUAAAGUGUCCUUUCAUAGUUUACAAAUCAUUGCAACUGAUGGUGAACAUGAAACUCAGCCAAUGAUCAUGAAUAUAACUGUCAUCACUGCACGCAAGCCUGUCCAGUUAAAAUGUGUCGAAACCGGCGUCGCUACUAUGUUGGCAGAAAAGCUGCUUCAGGGCAGCAAAGUCCACACACAAGCCGAGCCAGAUGACAACUUUAUGGACAUUCACUCAAUCAAUCGGUACGCACCACAGUUUGCAGAUUCAUUUCCAAGUGUCGUCGAAGUUAAAGAGGACCUCCCUGUUGGAGCCCGGAUAAUCCAUUUAAGUGCUACAGAUCCAGAUAGUGGCUUCAAUGGGAAACUAGUUUAUGUUAUUUCAGGAGGAGACAUAGAAAGCCGGUUUAUAGUAGAGAUGGAAACAGGCUGGCUUUUAGUUUACUCUCCUCUAGACAGGGAAACAACUGACCAUUACACGCUUAACAUUACAGUUUAUGAUCUCGGCAUUCCACAGAAAUCCUCAUCGCGCCUCUUGGAUCUUAAGAUCUUAGACGCCAACGAUAACAGCCCUCAGUUUUUGCAGCAUUUGUAUUCUGUUGAAAUCAGUGAGAGUACACCUGUCGGGACACAGAUAAUUCAAGUGGAUUCCACAGACAAGGAUAAAGGAGAUAAUGGAGUUGUGAAGUAUUCAAUUUUGGGAGGAACGGAUCAUUUUGCAAUUAAUGAAGACACCGGUGUGGUGACUGUGACAAAACUGUUGGAUCGCGAGCUCCAUCCAGUUUAUAUCUUGAAGAUCGCAGCUCGUGAUCAAGCCCUGAGUGAACCUCAGUUAGUGUCCACAGUGCCGCUUAAGAUCACACUUGAAGAUGUAAAUGAUAACCCACCAAAAUUUGUUCCCCCAAAUUACCGCGUCAAGGUGAGGGAGGACCUCCCUGUUGGUACUGUGAUCAUGUGGCUGGAAGCUCAUGACCCUGAUAUUGGACCUUCCAGUCAGGUACGAUACAGUCUUACUGAUAACGGAGAUGGGAAUUUUGAAGUAGACAAACUCAGCGGUGCCGUACGGAUUGUGCAAAACCUCGACUAUGAAACGAAACAAGUGUACAACCUGACAGCAAAAGCUAAAGACAAAGGGAAGCCCAUAUCUUUGUCGUCGACUUGUUUCAUUGAGGUAGAUGUGGUGGAUGUGAAUGAAAAUCUGUACAGGCCUUUCUUCCGAUCUUUUGUGGAAAAGGGAUUUAUAAGGGAGGAUGCACUCGUUGGGACUUCUGUGAUGACUGUAACAGCAGAGGAUGAAGACCAAGGAAGGGAUGGAGAGAUCAGAUAUUCAAUCCGAGAUGGGUCUGGCCUGGGGAUUUUCACCAUUGAUGAGCAAACUGGUGUAAUUCGGACUCAAGAACUUCUGGAUCAUGAGACCACGCCUCACUACUGGCUAACAGUCUUCGCAGUGGACCGAGGCGUGGUGCCGCUGUCUGCCUUUGUUGAGGUCUAUAUCGAGGUGCAGGACGUCAACGACAAUGCGCCGCAAACCUCUGAACCUGUCUACUACCCGUCGGUCAUGGAGAACUCCCCUAAAGACGUGUCCAUCAUCCAGAUUGAGGCGGUCGACCCAGACGCGAAGGCCAGCGAUAAACUCACCUAUAGAAUCACCAGCGGCAAUCCCCAAGGUUUCUUUGCCAUCAACGCCAAGACAGGUCUGGUUACAACCACUUCCAGGAAGCUGGACAGAGAACAACAAGAUGAGCACAUCCUCGAGGUCACAGUCACUGACCACGGUGUUCCUCCUAAAUCCACCACUGUCCGCAUCAUCGUCCAAGUCCUGGAUGAGAAUGACAACCGGCCAUUGUUCCUGGAGAAGAUCUACAAAAUCAAGCUUCCUGAGCGGGACAGGCCAGAACGAGAGAGAGCCAUGAAGAGAGAUCCGGUGUAUCGGGUCAUAGCAUCGGACCGCGACGAGGGUCCCAACGCAGAGAUCUCUUAUAGCAUCGAGGAGGGAGAUGAACAUGGGAAGUUCUUCAUUGAACCCAAGACUGGACUCGUAUCGUCAAAGAAGUUCUCUUCAGCUGGAGAAUAUGACAUCCUUACAAUUAAAGCUGUCGACAAUGGGCGUCCUCAGAAAUCCUCCACUUGCCGUCUGCAUAUCGAGUGGAUUCCCAAACCAGAGGUACCAGAAGAUGCAGCACCUCUGCUUUUUGAAGAGUCCCCCUUCACCUUCUCUGUAAUGGAGAGUGACCCCGUGGCUCACAUGGUGGGCGUCGUCGCCACAGAAUCCUCAGACGUUCCUGUAUGGUUUGAAAUCACAGGUGGUAAUUAUGACAGCCGCUUUGACGUGGGCAAGGCCAGCGGAACCUUGAUUGUUGCACGGCCCUUGGACGCUGAGCAGAAAUCAAAUUACAACCUGACGGUGGAAGCCACAGAUGGGACACGAACUGUCAGCACCCAGGUGCUCAUUCGUGUCAUUGACACCAACAACCAUCGGCCACAGUUCUCUCAGCCAAGGUACGAGGUGAAUGUCCCUGAGGACACUCCUGCUGGCACUGAGGUCCUGCAGAUCAGUGCUGUGGACGAGGAUGAGAAGAACAAAUUGACCUUUACACUCCUGAGCAGCACCGAUCCCUUCAGCCUGAGGAAGUUCCGGCUUGAUCCAGGAACUGGGACUCUGUACACAGCUGAGCAACUGGACCAUGAGACUAUGCACAGUCACAUCCUCACUGUCAUGGUACGAGACCAGGACAUCCCUGUAAAAAGGAACCUUGUUCGUGUAAUUGUGAAUGUGGAGGACACAAAUGACAACGCACCCUGGUUUAUAGGCACACCGUACUCUGGCCGUGUCUUUGAAUCCGCUGCCAUCGGCUCAGCUGUACUCCAGAUCACAGCUCUCGACAAAGACAAGGGCCAGAAUGCAGAGAUCACCUAUAGCAUCGAAUCAGGAAAUGUUGCAAACUCAUUUGCCAUUGACCCUGUGCUCGGGAUAAUUACAGUUGCCAAAGAGCUUGAUCGCAGCAGUAAGACCCUCUUUGAGCUUACUGUCAAGGCAUCUGAUAAAGGAAUAUCUCCAAUGUCAACUACAGCUACUGUGCACAUUGCAGUAACAGUUUCUGACAAUGCAGCCCCAAGAUUCACUGAAAAGGAGUUCUCUGCAGAAGUCAGUGAAUCAGCCAACCUCGGAACAUUUGUGAGCUUGGUCACAGCUGUCAGCCAGUCAUCUGUCUUCUAUCAGAUAAAAAGUGGCAACAUCAACCGUGCAUUUGAUAUAAACCCAAACUCUGGGGUUGUUGUGACUCAGAGGGCUUUAGAUUAUGAGACUACGUCUCAAUAUAAGCUUAUCAUACAAGCCACGAACAUGGCAGGGCUUUCCAGUAACACAACACUAUUCAUUCAUCUCAAGGAUGAAAAUGACAAUGCUCCUAUCUUCCUCCAGAAGGAAUUCAAAGGUGUAAUCAGCGAGUCGGCCGCUGUCAACAGUGUUGUUCUGACCCAUGAAAACACUCCUUUUGUCAUCCGAGCCUCUGAUGCUGAUUGCGACAGGAAUGCAAUGCUCAUAUAUCAGAUUGUUGAGCCUUUUGCUCAUAAUUAUUUUGCCAUUGAUUCUAGCACUGGGGCGAUCAGAAUAACAACUGCUUUGGAUUACGAACAGAGGAGUGUUUAUCGCUUCACAGUCCAGGUCCAUGAUCUAGGAAUGCCACGCCUGUUUGCAGAGACAGCAGCCAAUGUGACCAUUGAAGUAAUUGAUGUUAAUGACUGUCCACCAGUUUUCAGCCAAGAACUGUAUGAGGCCACUGUCAUUGUGCCGACUUACAAAGGAGUGGAGGUCAUUAAAGUCAAUGCUACAGACUCUGACUCUGGUCCUAACUCCAAACUUCUCUUUUCCAUUUCUGAGGGUAAUAUCGGUGAUAAAUUUAAAAUGGAUCCAAUCACAGGCAUAAUCUCAAUUCAGAAUGUCACACAAUUGAGGAGCAGGUAUGAGCUGAAAGUGAGGGUUUCAGAUGGAAGAUUUGCAACAGUCACCACAGUAAAGAUAAAUGUAAAAGAAAACAAGGAGAGCAAGCUUAAGUUUACCAGGGAGUCUUACAAAGCCUUUGUCAAGGAAAAUUCAUCUGAGAAGAAGACAUUAGCAGUCAUUGCUGCUGUUGGGAACCAGGUGAACGAACCUCUGUUUUACAGAAUUCUGAACCCUGACAGCAGGUUUGAAAUCAGCCGCACAUCUGGGGUUAUUUCAACCACUGGAAUUCCAUUCGAUCGUGAGACACAGGACACAUUUGAUAUUGUUGUUGAAAUCACCAGGGAGGAUAAAUCUGAAGAUGGGGCUCACAUUCUUGUAACUAUCACAGUGGAAGAUGUGAAUGACAACAAGCCUAUGUUUGUGAACCUGCCCUAUCAUGCCCUGGUCCAGAUGGAUGCAGAGGAAGGCCAUGUCAUCCUACAAGUCUCAGCAGUCGACAGAGACAAGGGUCCAAAUGCAGAUAUCCGCUAUCAAUUUAAGGAACAUCAGGAACACUUUCAAAUUAGCCCAUCUGGCGAACUCUCAGUCCACAACAAGUUUGACAAAGAGUCACUCAAUAAAGACUUUGUUGUUGUUAUUAUUGCACAAGACAAUGGCGAGCCACCACUCUCUUCAGAAGUAGAAGUGCCAAUAACAGUAGUGAAUAAAGCAAUGCCUGUGUUUGAAAAACCUUUUUAUAGCAUUGAAAUCCCUGAAAACAUUCAAUUACACACACCUGUGCUUCAUGUGCAGGCCAAUGACUCAGAAGGCCCUCGCAUUGUGUAUACCAUCUCUGAGGGUGACCCCUUCAAGCAGUUCUCGAUUGAUUUCAACACAGGUGUUAUUCAUGUGGUUCAGCCUCUGGACUUUGAAACACACCCUGCCUAUAAAUUAAAUGUGAAAGCCACAGACUCUUUAACCGGAGCACACUCUGAUGUGUUUGUCGAUAUCAUACUGGAAGAUGUAAAUGAUAAUGCUCCUGUGUUCCUGUCAAAGGUCUAUCAUGCUAAUAUUUCAGAGGCUUCUGUGAUUGGGACUUCAGUUCUGCAAGUUGAAGCCAAAGAUUCAGAUACUGGUAAUAAUCAAGAGAUUUUCUUUCAGUUGGCGGAAGAAAAAGGAAAGAUUGCAGAUUAUUUCACCAUUGACCGUGACACAGGCGUCAUCUCCACAGCUCAAGUCCUCGACCAUGAGGAAAUUCAACAGCACAAGUUGAGAGUUCGAGUUGUGGAUGGAGGAGUUCCAGCUCUCUCCAGUGAAGUUAUUGUAACAAUAGAUGUUACAGACCUCAAUGACAAUGCACCAGUAUUUACCGAGAACAUUUACAAAAGUAUCAUCAGCGAACUUGCUCCUCGAGGACAUUUUAUCACUCAAGUCCAGGCAUCUGAUGCUGAUAGCUCAGGUAUAAGUGAAUUGCAGUUCUCCAUCGUUUCUGGUAAUGAGGAUCAAAACUUUGCUAUAAACAAAUACACUGGUGCCAUUGUGAUUUCUAACCACCGUAGGGCACAUAUGCAGCCUCUUUACAACAUUAGCAUUUCAGUUUCUGAUGGCGUAUUCAGAAGCUCAGGCCUUGUCAUGAUAACCGUUAUUGGAGCCAAUUUCCACAACCCUACUUUCUCUCAGGCUGACUAUGUGGUGGAACUUGUCGAAAAUUCUCCUGCUGGUACUUUGGUAGCAGAAGCAAAGGCAACAGAUGAUGAUGAAGGCAUUUAUGGACAAAUAUCGUACAGGAUCGUCAACGACUUUGCUAAAGACAAAUUUGCUGUCAAUGACAAUGGAGAAAUUUUCACUCUUGAGAGUCUGGACCGUGAGAACACUAUUGAAAAAGUUAUUCCAAUUUCUCUUGUAGCUAAAGAUGGCGGUGGAAAAGUAGGCUUCUGCACUGUCAAUGUCAUUCUCACAGAUGUCAAUGACAAUGCCCCACAGUUCAGGGCAGUUGAUUAUAAAGCCACUAUUGCAUCAGAUGUCCCAAGGGGAACAUCUGUGAUUAAAAUAGCAGCUUCAGACAUGGAUGAGGGAAGCAAUGCUGACAUAGAGUACUCAAUCGAAGCAGAUGUUGAAAAUGUGGAGGAGAACUUUGAAAUCCACCCAAUGUCUGGGGUCAUUGUAACCAAAGAGAGCCUCAUUGGACUUGAAAAUGAGCUCUAUGCCUUCUUUGUUCGAGCAAAAGACACCGGGAACCCACCCAAACACUCAGUUGUCCAGGUUUACAUAAGGAUUGUUGCACCAGAAACGCCAAUUCCCAAAUUUGCUGAACCACAUUACCGUUACACAAUUGCUGAAGACCUGCCCAUUGGCACAGAGAUUGAUGUAAUUCAGGCUGAGAGCGAACAGCCCAUUGUUUACAGCCUUGUGAAGGGAAACACACCUGAGAGCAAUGAAGAUGAAGUUUUUGUUGUAGAUCAAGAUGCUGGAACACUGAAGCUCCAGAAAAGCCUCGACCAUGAGACUACCAAGUGGUACCAACUCACUUUGCUUGCCCAGAACACACAUGAGAACUUUGAGAUUGUGGAAUCUGUAAAUGUGAAUAUUCAAGUAAAAGAUCUUAAUGACAACAGCCCCGUCUUUGAGUCGGACCCUUAUGAAGCAGUAGUUGUGGAAAAUCUCCCAAGUGGGACUCAGGUGAUCCAAGUUAAAGCCACCGACCAAGACUCCGGAACCAACGGUCAUGUUGUUUACAGCCUUGACCCCAAGCAGAAUUCGCAGGAGAUCUCUGAACUGUUUGCUGUUAACAGUGAAACCGGAUGGGUUACCACCUUGAAAGAGCUUGACCGUGAAAAGAUGGACAGAUAUACAAUCGCCGUUCUUGCCACUGAUCAAGGAGACAAAGUUCAACAUGUUACGGGCACAAAAGUGGAGGUAACAGUCGCUGAUGUGAAUGACAAUCCACCCCGCUUCACUGCAGAGAUAUACAAAGGCACAGUCAGCGAAGAUGACCCCCCCAGUGGCGUGAUCGCUAUCCUGAGCACCACAGAUGAUGACUCUGAGGACAUCAAUAAGCAAGUGAACUACUUCAUCACAGGAGGAGACCCACUUGGCCAAUUUGCCAUCGAGCACAUUCAGAAUGAGUGGAAGGUCUCUGUCAGGAAGCCCCUGGACCGUGAAGAGAGGGACAAUUAUCUCCUCAACAUUACCGCUAGUGAUGGCAUCUUCACUGCCAAAGCUGUUGUGGAGGUCAAGGUGCUGGAUGCCAAUGACAACAGCCCAGUAUGUGAAAAGUCCCUUUAUAGCGAGAGUGUCCCAGAGGACUCCCCUGCCGGCAGGCUCAUCUUGCAGGUUUCUGCCACAGAUGCUGACAUCCGCUCAAAUGCCCAAAUCUCUUAUGAGCUCCAGGGACCUGGAUCAGAACUGUUCAUCAUUGACUCAGAUACAGGGGAGUUGAAGACCUCACAACCCCUGGACAGAGAGGAGCAAGAUGAGCACAGGUUCAGAGUGAGGGCAGUGGAUGGAGGUGGACGCUACUGUGAGGUCGAUGUCCACAUCACCAUGGAGGACGUCAAUGAUAACGCUCCACAGUUCUCAUCGGACCCCUACACCAUUACAGUCUUCGAGAACACAGAGACGGGCACGUUUGUGGCAAAACUGCUGGCAAAUGAUGUUGACAUUGGUCUCAACAGCGACAUCCUCUACUCGCUGGUGGAUUCUGCUGAUGGUCACUUCUCCAUUGACGAAUACACUGGUGUGAUAAGCCUGGAGCGCCCUCUGGACCGUGAGGUGCAGGCGGUAUAUGAGCUGAAGGCCCGCGCCAGCGACCAGGGCUCGCCACGCCUCUCCUCCCUCUGCCAGGUGGUGGUUUCAGUCCUGGACAUUAACGACAACCCGCCAGUGUUUGAGCAUCGUGAGUACACGGCAACCGUGUCUGAGGACUUGCCAGUGGGAACACAAGUGCUCAGAGUGCAGGCGGCGAGUCGCGACACGGAGACCAACGGGGAGAUCUCGUACAGCAUCAUCAGUGGGAAUGAACACGGCAUGUUCAGUGUGGAUUCACGCACUGGUGACAUCUUUGUUAUUGAGCCACUAGACUAUGAGGUGUCUCAUGAAUACUACAUCACUAUAGAGGCUACAGAUGGUGGAUCGCCUCCACUCAGCGACAUGGCCACGGUGAACAUCAACCUGACUGAUGUCAAUGACAACACACCAGUCUUCAGCCAGACCGUCUACACAGCUGUAGUCAGCGAGGACGCAGAGCUGGGGAAGACUGUGUUGGCGGUCAUGGCACAGGACGCGGAUGGGCCAUCUUACGAUCACGUGCGCUACUCUAUAGUGGACGGUAACCAAGGCAGCCCAUUCACCAUCGAUCCACUCCGAGGAGAGCUGAAAGUUGCUCGCCAGCUGGACAGAGAGAGAACUUCAGGAUACACUCUGACGGUGCUCGCCUCAGACAACGGGAUGCCCCCUCUUUCCAGCACCGCCGUGAUCAACAUUGACAUCCUAGACAUCAAUGACAACCCGCCCCUUUUCUCCCAGGCCAAUUACACUCUCAUCAUCCAGGAAAACCGACCCGAAGGCACAAGUGUUCUUCAGCUCACCGUAACGGACCGGGACGCCGGCUACAAUGGCCCGCCUUUCACCUUCGCCAUCGUGGACGGGAACGAGGCCGACGCUUUCCAGAUCAAUCAGCAGGGAGCUCUAGUGGCAGUGGGAGCGCUGAAUAGGAAAACGAAAGAACACUACCUACUUCAAGCACAGGUUUCCGACAGCGGCCAGCCUCAGCUCUUUUCCACCGCCUUCAUCAGCAUCCGUAUCAUUGAAGAGAGCAUCUACCCUCCUGCCAUUCUCCCUCUGGAUAUUUUCAUCUCCACUUCUGGUGACGAAUACCCCGGAGGUGUCCUGGGAAAGAUCCACGCCACAGAUCAGGACAUCUAUGACACACUCACCUACAGCCUUGCCCCUUCUUCUUCCUCACCCACAGAUGGAAGUGCCGUCAUGUUCUCAGUUUCAGCGUCCGAUGGUAAAGUUAUCGCCCUGCGGCCCCUUGACGUGGGCCACUACCCCCUUAAUGUGACGGUGACUGACGGACGCUUCACCACAGCAGCCGACGUCACCGUGCACGUCCGGCAGGCUCCCCGUCAGGCGCUGGAUAACUCCAUCGCCGUCCGCUUUGCAAAUAUUGCUCCUGAAGAGUUUAUCGGGGAGUAUUGGCGUAACUUUCAGCGGGCGCUGAGAAACAUUGCUGGAGUAAGAAGAAGUGAGGUGCAGUUAGUGAGUUUACAGCCAUCAGAGCUGGGAGAUCUGGACGUCCUGUUGGCUCUGGAGAGAUCUGGAAGCCCAUACCAGUCCCAGGAGGUCGUCUUCCGUAAACUGAACUCCUCCACUGCUGUGAUCGAGGAGAUGACGGGAGUUCGGAUUGUGCGGGUGGUACAGAAGCUAUGUGCAGGGUUGGACUGCCCGCUACGCUUCUGCGACGAGGUCAUCUCCCUGGAUAAGACCGCCAUGUCCACCUACAGCACAGCCCGCCUCAGCUUCGUCACCCCACGGCACCAGAGGACGGCGACGUGUCAGUGUGAAGGUGGCAGAUGUCCGGUGCUGAAUAAUCUGUGUGACAACCACCCAUGUCCUGAAGGGAUGGAGUGUGUGGCUGAUCCUAGAGAUACCGUGUACAGCUGUGUGUGUCCAGAGGCCAAAAAGGGCAAAUGUUCCGAUGGCCACUCAUUGACAUUCAGUGGCAACGGGUACAUCAAAUACCAUCUAAUGGAGAAUGACAACAAAGAGCUGAUGAAACUGUCUCUGAGGCUCCGGACCUUCUCCAACCACGCCACCGUCAUGUACGCCAAAGGAACAGACUACAGCAUCCUCGAGAUUGUGAAUGGCCGUCUGCAGUACAAGUUCGACUGUGGCAGCGGCCCUGGCCUCGUGUCCGUGCACAGCGCUCAGGUCAACGAUGGGGAGUGGCACACCAUCUCACUGGAAGUAGACGGGAACUACGCUAAGCUGGUGCUGGACCGGGUCCACGCCGCCUCAGGCACUGCGCCAGGCACCCUCCGGACCCUCAACCUCGACAACAGCAUUUACUUCGGUGGUCACGUACGCCAGCACGCCUCUGCCCGCCAUGGACGCAGCCUGCCCAUCACCAACGGAUUCCGCGGCUGCAUGGAGGCCAUGGCCCUGAACGGACAGGAGCUGCCUCUCAACACCAAAGCUCACAGAGCACAUGCUGUGUUGGAGGACAUAGUGGACGUGGCCCCGGGCUGUGCACUCGCUCCUGCUGAGAGCUGCUCCAGCAACCCCUGCACCAACGGAGGGGUGUGCACCUCCCUGCCUAAUGGAGGCUACUUCUGUAAAUGUCCUGCCUCUUUCAUGGGCACCCACUGUGAGAUUGGCAUCAGCCCCUGUGCCUCCAACCCAUGCCUGUACGGGGGCACCUGUGUACCUCGUGCAGAUGACUUCUACUGCCAGUGCAGAGGGCAGUACUCAGGACAAAGGUGCCAGCUCGGCCCGUACUGCAGAGACAACCCAUGUAAAAACAGCGGAAAGUGUAUCGACAGCCUGGAUGGUCCAGUAUGUGAGUGUGAAGCCGGUUUCCAAGGAGAGAGAUGCCUGAGUGACGUGGAUGAGUGUGUGAAGAACCCGUGUGCCAACGGAGGACAGUGCCAGAACACAUACGGAUCCUACAAGUGUAACUGUUCACUGGGUUUCAGUGGGCAGAUGUGCGACCUUCGCGAUGACGUCCGCAACGAAUUCAUCUCCACCUCUUGGAACAUCGGCCUGGAGGAGGUGAUCGGUAUCGUGGUCUUUGUUUCCAGCAUCUUCAUCCUGGUCCUCCUCUUCAUCAUCAUCCGCAAGAAGGCCUGUCGCAGCAAGUCGAAGACAGACGACGACAAACACCCCGGAGGUUCCAACGUGCCUCACUCCUUCCUCCAGAGGCCUUACUUUGACGCCAAGCUCAACAAGAACAUCUACUCAGACAUCCCACCCCAGGUCCCUGUGCGGCCCAUCUCCUACACUCCCAGCAUUCCAAGCGACUCCAGGAACAACCUGGACAGGAAUUCAUUUGAGGGCUCAGCCAUCCCCGAGCACCCGGAGUUCAGCACCUUCAACCCAGACUCAGUGCACGGACACCGCAAGACCGUGGCCGUGUGCAGCGUAGCACCCAACCUGCCCCCGCCCCCUCCCUCCAACUCGGUGUCAGACAGUGACUCCAUCCAGAAGCCAAACUGGGAUUAUGAUUAUGAUGCUAAAGUGGUCGACCUGGACCCGUGCCUGACCAAGAAGCCUGUAGAGGACAGCGCCUGUCACCCAUACAACACCAGAGGCAGCAUGUCUGAGGUCCAGUCCCUCAGCUCCUUCCAGUCAGAGUCCUGCGACGAUAACGAGUCUUUUUUGGCUCAUGAUCUCAAGAACCCAAGAGGAUAUCACUGGGACACAUCUGAUUGGAUGCCAAGUGUUCAACUUCCUGGAAUCCAGGAGUUUCCUCAGUAUGAGGUUGUGGAGUCGCCGGCCCCUCUGUACAGCGACCCCAGUGCCAUCGACACCGACUACUCCCGGGGUUUCGACAUCGAGAGUGACUUCCCCCCGCCCCCGGAGGACUUCCCCGCAAACGACGACCUGCCGCCGCCGCCAGUGCCCGAGUACGGCGACACGCUGCGGCCCCUGGGCAGAGACCUGGACCCGUCCACCGGGGGCCAGGGAGGAGGGGGUCCGGCCGGGAUCCGCCAGCGGCCGGCCCUGCCCCAGCUCUACAGCCUUAACCAGUACCUGCCGCAGCACUCCUACCCGAGCGACGGGGCCGACACCGAGGGCCAGGGCGCCACUUCCACCUCCGGCGCCACCACCCCGGCCUCCACCAUUGGCGCCGGCGGCUACAGGGGGGGCUACCCGCUGGGCUGCAGCCGGGACUUUGACUCCUCAGCUCUGGACAACAUGUCCAUGUCUCUGUACACGUCCACGGCCUCCUGUUCGGACAUGUCGGCGUGCUGCGAGGAGUCGGAAGUGAUGAUAAGCGACUACGAGAGCGGCGAUGAGGGCCACUUUGAGCGUCUGGCCAUUCCGGCGCUGGACUCCCAACAGCACACUGAAGUCUGACACUGGAUCCAAACAAAAGUGCCUGAACCCACAGCUACACCUUAUGUUAGCCCCUCCCACCGCACCCACCCCAAAUACGCACAGUAUAUAAACACAUGAACACAACACUGUCACGCACACGACAAACGAAGAACACACACACACACAGGGGUUGUUGAGACUGGUGAAAAAGACCAUUCGGCUGAGAAGAUGUGGCCACCUCCUCGGUCCAACUCCUGCCCCGCUGACAUGGCAGUGCCAUCGCUUCAACUGUCACCACACAGGAAAUAGAAUGUGUGAAGGAUCAACGUUUGAGUGAACAACAGGAAAAGUAUCAUGAAAAGAAAAAAAGUCAUUAUCAACAGUAUCUUUGUUUCUAUAAAUAAAACCAAGCAAAAUGUUUUUAUACAAGUCCUCAUUUUCAAUGUAAAUUUAAAUGUACAGUUUUGAUUUCAAAGUUUACUAGGUUUUGUAGAUAUUCUAUGCUUUUAUUUUCAACAAGUAAAAAAGAGUUAAAUGGUGUGACAUUAUCAGCCUUACUGUGCUUACAUUCACUAAAAAAUGAAAUGUUAAAAAAAGAGAGAAGAGAAGAGCGCGGCUUUUCCAAACCCAGUGUACUCGUAUCGUCUCCUGCUCAUUUCAAAAAGGGUCUUCAAUGAACGACUGCAUAUUCUUGUGUUGUUGUUGCUGUUUUUUUUGUUUGUUUUUUCCUUUUUUUAUUUGUUUGUAAAUUUUGACUUUGGAACCUCUUUAUUUUUCCACCAAGAAAACGGGACCCAAUAUAUUUAUAGUGCAGAGUUAUCCAUGGACACGUGACUUUUUCAGGUGUCUAUGUGUGUGUGAGCAACGCUAUGGUCUUGUUAAGGUUUUUAUUGAAUACUGCCACAAGCUCACGCUUUCCUACUGGCAAUAAAUUAUUCCUAAAAAAUA
Molecule: messenger RNA, 14954 nt
Organism: Sphaeramia orbicularis (orbiculate cardinalfish)
Lineage: Eukaryota; Metazoa; Chordata; Actinopteri; Kurtiformes; Apogonidae
Gene: fat1a
Product: FAT atypical cadherin 1a
Biological process (GO): homophilic cell-cell adhesion
Cellular component (GO): plasma membrane
Molecular function (GO): calcium ion binding
Source: RefSeq, a predicted model, not a curated record